AUGGAGUCUAGGAGGACAGUCCCCGAUUUUUAUCAUGGAGGCUCGCCUUCGACACCUUACUAUACAGCUCAUCCAUCUCCAACGGCCACUCCGGAGUCUCACUCUGACGAUGAGCAGCAGCCAAUAGCAGGUCCAUCCAAGCUCACACUAGACUUGCCGGUCUUCUCUCUGGACUCGAAUAAUGUUCUCCAGCUCUUCGAUGAGGAAGAAGAAGAAGAGCACUCAAAUUUGCGCUUAAACAUUAAUUUUAAUCUCUCAUUAGAUUUCAGUCAAGCUACGCUAGGACACUCUCGUCCGCCUUCACCAGCACCAACCGCAGACUUUAGCAUGAUCUCACCUCCAAGCAGUCCUUCCUAUAUUCAAUAUCGUUCUCAAUUCCUUUCAGCACAGCAAGGGCGAAACACCCUUCCUUUCUUCUGGACAUCUCCAACCCGCACUUCUACUCAUUUACGAAGUCACAGCAUAGCCUCGGGAGGCAGUACAAAAUGCCGCGUACGUCCUAAUAUCACAAAGCUUUGGGAAAGCAUCUCUUCUCCAUCUCCUCGAGGCAGCAAGUCCUCGCCUAUACUCAAACAUCCAUCGCCAACCCAUAGGCACUUUCCUAGGUCAUCCCCUAAUAUCUUGCGCGCAAAGCGCAAGACCAAACAUCCUUCAGUAUCAGGCGUCUUCUAUUGUGAAUCCAGGGUUCAGGGUAAUACCAAUGGAGAUGUCCACGUAGACUACGGUGCAUUAGACCCACUUGACGGUGAAGAAGGUGAACUCGUAGAUCACGAAGGUUAUUUUGAUGCAAUUCAAUGCGAUCUCACAGCGUCCCCAUCGUCAUAUACACGGUCCGCAUCACCCUCUCCCACCACCACCACCACCCCAACUUCAUCUCACCUCUGUCUCUUUCGACCUCAAACUCCCUCCCAAGCCUACACCCUCUGCCCAACAUCAUACACAUCAGCCUCCACCUCUACGUUCACUUCCGCGCAAUACCUACCCCCCACUAAAUUAUCCCUCCCCCUUCCCCCAGAACUCAUCCUACACAUUUUCUCCCUCCUCCCGAUGUGUUCAGUCUUAGCCUGUAUGCUCGUAUCUCACUCUUUCUACACCCUAGCCAAAGAUACAAGCGUCUGGCUCGGUGUGUGGAGAGGAAGAGAAGGCUGUCCAAGAGUCCGAUCCCGCGCACCUUAUCAAAGCCCAUACAACCAUUCCUAUACACACAACUUUGCGUACGGGCUCGGGUCUUCAGUGAAUUACAUGUCUUCUUAUUCAUUCCCACAAAAUUCCUUACCCAGCUCGUCCUCCUCUUCUUCUCAAGGCGAUUCGGAUUCGGAUAUCUUGUCGCUGCGUUAUGCCCACGCAGAUGAAGGUGUAUAUGGAUUCUCGCUUUUGGAGGACUCCGAAGAUGUGGAGGGAGAUGGGCCUAGUGGCUGGGCUGUAGAUUGGGAUCGAGUCAAGGCAUUGCGGCACAGCGGACGCUCCAGGGGCAUUUUUAUAGAUGAAGAAAUUCAUGCUAACCGACCAUCGAUUUACAUCCCUUAUGCAGAUCCGAUCUUAAGAAGAGGCACGAAUUCAGGACCUCUCCGGCUUAACUGGCACACCCUCUACCGCUCUUGUGCCACACUCGAAAGGCGGUGGCGAGAUCCGCGCAGUGAGCCACGGGUGAUGCGAAUUGAAGGGCACGGUGACAGCGUCUACUGCCUCGACUUUGACUCACGACGGAUCAUUACAGGAUCUAGGGACAGGACCAUCAAAGUGUGGUGUAUCCGCACUGGCGAGUGUCUUGCGACAUUUGAGGCUCACUUGGGGAGUGUGCUUUGUUUAAAGUUUGCAAAGGACUUUGAUGCGAAGCGAUCUUGCUCGCGCCGGUCUUUUUCUCGCGGGCCUAUUAAUAGUGAAGAAGAGGAGGGUGGUGCCAACGAGGAUGCGAAUGAGGGGGAAGAGGAGGAAUCGCAUGGAAUGAUGGUAUCCGGUUCUUCUGAUUGCACAGUACGCGUCUGGGACCUAUACGCAAAACAUCGUGGUUCGGGAAUACAGGCUGAUGUAUGUGUGAUUCUGCGUGGCCAUUCUGGGGGUGUAUUGGAUUUGAGGAUGGAUGAGAAUUGGAUCGUUAGCUGCUCCAAAGACGCACUGAUCAACGUCUACUCCCGAUCUACACUCACUUUACACGCCAUCCUACAAGGCCAUGAAGGACCCGUGAACGCUAUCGGACUCGAAGGCGGGAGAGUAGUGAGUGCCGGUGGGGAUGGUCGAAUGAUGUUGUGGGAUGCUGCUAGUGGGAGAUGUGAACGGGUGUUUGAGGGGCAUGAGAGGGGGUUGGCUUGUAUUGAGUUUAAGGACGACCUAAUCCUAAGCGGUUCAAACGACUGCACUAUCAAGCUCUGGCGCGCAUCUACAGGAGAGUGUCUGCACACUUUUGCUGGUCAUAUGUUGUUGGUCUGCGCAUUGUGUUUUGAUCCGAAGACUGGGUAUGUGGUUAGUGCGAGUUAUGAUAGGAGCGUUAGGGUUUGGGAGUGGAGGGAACCUGCUGUAGAUGUUGAUUCUUUCAUUUCGCACUCUUCUUCCUCAUCAAACUCUUCCUCGUCGUCAUUCCACUCGACACACACCAGUACUUCAACACAUACCAGCAACUCAACACAUGCCAGAACCUCGAUCUACGCAUCCGACACAGACGGAGCAAGCGUAGUAGGCGUCGCGGACGGCGUCGUCGGGUAUAGAAAUUCGGGUAUGAGCGAGAAGAGGGGUGUUGGGAAGUUGGUGAGAGAGUUUAGGGAUUUGCAUGCAAGCCAUAUUUUUGAUGUUAAGUUUGAUGUGGGGAGGAUCGUUAGCCUCGCCGACUCGCAAUACUGCUCCGUAGAGAUUCCACGACAUCAUGCUGAUGUUGACGCUGAGAUGGACAGUGAUAUCAAUGACGGAAAUGGAGUUGACUUCGAAGAUUUUCAAGGUAAGCAAGUGCGUCCUAGGAGACGAAUUCCGAGACACUUGGACGACAUCGAGCCCUCAGAGGAGGAUCUUAAUUACUCCGAUAACAACGGUCAAAGCCCUACUCAAGAUUCGGCUGCACUUCCAGCUCGAUCCAGGAUCCGACGUGUUCUUUUAACGCUAAGGGACACAUUACAGACAACCUAUAACUCCUUUGGUCUCUGUCGAGUAUAUCCUCGACGCCCUUCCUUCGAGCCAAAUAAGUUCGUUCCCUCCUCGUUACUGGCGCAAACAUGUCCGGCAGCUGCUCAAGGAAGCGAUUCUCCACCGGAGGUCUUUGCACCACCAUUCCCUUUCGCUAAUAUGACCCUCUAUCGACUUAUGUCCUGGAUGAAUACUGGUAGUAAUCGGGUAUCGGAAACCAAGGUCACAGCCCUUGUCAAUGACGUGAUGCUAGCAGACGAUUUCGACCCCGAGCAUCUUAAGGGAUUCUCGGUGAAACAGAACCUACGAGAGCUGGAUGCGGAUAAGAGUGGGAAGAGGAUCACUUUUCCAGAUGAUUGGAUCGAAACUGACAUCACCAUUGACAUCCCCGUCAGGUCAAAGGAGGAGGGACCUAGGCCUCAUACUAUUCCCGGGUUUCAUUAUCGCCCACUUGUUGAAGUUGUGCGUGUGGCGUUUUCGGAUGCCCAGGCGGCGGCAUUCCAUCUCUUUCCUUUUAAACACAUUUGGAAGGAUCCUCUUGACCAUCAUGAAGAGAGAGUAUACGAUGAACUCUAUACAUCUGACGCCUGGCUGGAGGCUCAGGAGAGUCUCCACAAGUCACCGAAGGAAAUUGGAUGCUCAUUAGAACGUGUCAUUGCAGGCUUCAUGCUUUUUUCGGAUGCUACUCACCUGGCGAAUUUUGGAACCGCCAAGGCCUGGCCGCUCUAUGUCUACUUCGGAAAUCUAACAAAAUAUGUACGCUCGUCGCCUACAUCAGGAUCAUGUCAUCUUGUAGGCUUUUUACCUUUGCUUCCGGAUAGUAUUAAAGAUGUUCUGAGUACCUUGCCUCGCAUCUCAAAAAGCGGCAUGGCCUCCCUUCACACCCAUUGCCGCAGGGAGUUGUUUCAUGCAUGCUGGGACAUCUUACUGGAUGAAGACUUCCUUUACGCAUAUCGACACGGCAUCGUUUUGAAAUGCGCCGAUGGAAUCAUGCGGCGAGUAUUUCCUCGAAUCUUCACAUAUUCAGCUGACUAUCCUGAGAAGGCUUUAAUUGCGACAAUCAAGGAUAUGGGCUUGUGUCCGUGCCCUCGCUGCCUGACACCCAAAGGCUUAUUCAAUCGUCUUGGUCUCGUGAGGGACAUGAAAAGCCGCAUAAAUGACUUACGAGUAUAUGCCAUGGUGAAGGUUGUCAAAGCGCGCCAGUUUAUCUAUGGAUUAGGGAAUACUGUGGACGGUACAAAAGUCGAAGAUGCCCUUGGAGAAGGCUCGUGGGUCGCUAUUCUGAAUCGAUUCACAGAGAAGCUUGGACCACUGGGCCUUGACCCAUUUCGUAUGCUCGUUGUCGACCUCAUGCACGAGUGCGAACUGGGAACAUGGAAGGCGUUAUUUACACACCUGAUGAGGCUUCUUUAUUCCCUUCCUGAGGGUAUUCAACUCAUCGCAAUUUUUGAUAGCCGAUUUCGCCAGGUCCCGACGUUUGGUAAUGGCGUCAUCCGAAAGUUUGCGAAUAACACAUCCGAGAUGAAAAGGUUAGCAGCUCGUGAUUUCGAAGAUAUCUUACAGGUUUUUGUCUUAAUUGCCUGUUCCCCCCCCGGCCACGACGUGGCUGUGCAAUCCCUCCUGUAUCAAUUCGCACAGUGGCAUGCUCUCGCGAAGCUCAGGAUCCACACAGACUCGACACUACUUUUUUUCGAAGAAACGUUCAAGAAACUCUCCAGGAAGUUGCGGAAUUUUCGGGACUACACCUGCGCUGCUUUCAAGACUGUGGAGCUACCAAAGGAGGCAUCAGCUCGCCAAAGACGAUCUACCCAGCGCUCUGAAACCAACACCGGCUCUACGGAAUCAACUGGGGCGAGAGUAAAGAAAUUGAAUUUGAACACAUAUAAGUUUCACGCCAUGGGCGAUUAUAUGAGAACUAUCAGGAUAUUUGGAACGACAGAUUCAUUUACUACACAAAUUGGGGAGCUUGCACACCGCGCUCUAAAGGCAUUCUAUCCAUUGACAAGUAAGUUAGACACCCCCGCACAGUUAGCCAAGCACGAGCGCAGGCGCCGUGUACUCCGGCGGGUGGCAGAAGCAGGGGGAAUAUCCUCUUCUAUCAGUCAGCCACCUAUUGACACUCCCUCCUCCGGAAAGCAUCACCACAUUGCAACUAGUCGGAAUCACCCGCUCCCCCUAUUUACGUUUCUUCGAGAACAUAAUAAUGAUCCAGCUCUCAAGAAAUUUAUACCGAAAUUAAAGGACCACAUUCUCUAUAGACUGCGCAAGCUAGAUGUUAGUUAUUGCGACUUCACCUUCUCAGACGAGGAGCGCCGGUCGGUCAUUAUUCCAAAUGACACAAUUUAUUCGGUCCAAACGAUGCAAGUCCAUUAUACUACGUACGACAUCAGGCGAGAGUACGACACUAUCAACCCUAGGACGCACAGCGACGUCAUGGUGCUUUCAGGAGAGACGAUGCCUAACCACCCGUACUGGUACGCCCGUGUAUUGGGCAUAUACCAUAUGGACACAUGGCUCAAUGAGGGAGCUCAACCUGUGAAAGAGCGUCUCGAGGUCCUCUGGGUUAGAUGGCUGGCUCCAAUCCAGAAUCAUAAAUCUGGUGUGAAUCAUGCUCGCCUUCCCAAGGUUGCCUUCGUCGAGGAGUCAGACGUAGAUGCAUUCGGGUUUCUCGAUCCAGGGCAAGUCAUUCGAGGGGCCCACUUGAUUCCAGCCUUUAAUUCUCAACGUGGUGUAAGCUCGCUUCGCCAUGGGAGAUCAUUAGCACGUCCUGGUGGUGAACUAGAUGAUUGGGAAGCAUAUUAUGUCGGCAUAUUUGUGGAUCGCGACAUGUUCAUUCGUUAUACACACUUUGGUGUUGGCCAUCCAGCGAUGCUGCGGAGGAUAGCCAGAGACUGCGAAUCCGUGGCACUCGGAGGUGUUGUGGGCGGUGUGACCAGUACUAACGAGACAGACUCGGACAUGGGCCAUGACGAGAACGGUCACCAUGACACGGAGGAUGACGAGGAUGACUCGGGCUCGGACUCGGACUCGGGGGAAAUAAGUGAUGAAGAGUUUAGUGACGAGGAUCUGGAGCUUGACCAUGUUGAAGACAUUGAUGGAGAUGAGGCCGAGGACGAGUUCGAUGACCUUCUGUCUUUUUAG
Messenger RNA from Suillus plorans, 6252 nucleotides. RefSeq lists its product as uncharacterized. NCBI's taxonomy places the organism in Eukaryota, Fungi, Basidiomycota, Agaricomycetes, Boletales, Suillaceae. Gene Ontology annotation, molecular function: protein binding. Bases 1 to 6252 code for a protein of 2083 amino acids. The record is from RefSeq and is a predicted model, not a curated record. The transcript has 15 exons.